Molecule: messenger RNA, 1383 nt
Organism: Microthlaspi erraticum
Lineage: Eukaryota; Viridiplantae; Streptophyta; Magnoliopsida; Brassicales; Brassicaceae
Source: the annotation of a GenBank genome assembly
AUGAGUGUUCUAUGUCUCCUUGCUCUCUCUCUGCUCAUCUCUGUUUCAGGAGCAAAGUUCUCCGGCCGGCCAGGAAUCAACUACGGCCAGCUCGGAAACAACCUCCCGUCUCCGCCAGACUCAGUCAAACUCAUCCAGUCACUAAACGCAAAACGCGUCAAGCUCUACGACGCUAACCCAGCCAUCCUCGCCGCCUUAAACACCACCGACAUCGCCGUCUCCGUCAUGGUCCCGAACGAGCUCAUCGUCAACAUCUCUAAAUCAGACUCCCUCUCCGACGACUGGAUCCGCUCCAACAUCCUCCCGUUUUACCCCGCCACCAAGAUCCGUUACCUCCUCGUCGGCAACGAGAUCCUCUCCUCCGCAGAUUCCGAGCUCAAAUCCGCGCUGGUUCCCGCAAUGCGCAAGAUCCAACGGUCACUAAAGUCACUCGGCGUUAAAAAAGUGAAAGUGGGGACCUCACUCGCCGUCGACGUUCUCCAGUCGUCGUUUCCUCCGUCAAGCGGCGAGUUUCGCGAGGACAUUUCCGGUCCAAUCAUGAAACCGAUGCUCCAAUUCCUAAACCGGACCAAAUCGUUCCUCUUCGUCGACGUCUACCCGUAUUUCGCCUGGGCCCAAGAUCCGAAACACAUCGAUCUCGAUUACGCCAUUUUCGAAUCUACCAACGUCACCGUCACCGAUCCGGUCACGAAUCUGACCUACCACAACCUCUUCGACCAGAUGAUCGACGCGUUCGUCUUCGCCAUGAAACGCCUCGGGUAUCCGGAUCUUCGGAUCUGGGUCGCCGAAACGGGUUGGCCCAAUAACGGCGACUACGACCAAAUCGGAGCGAAUAUCUUCAACGCCGCCACCUACAAUCGCAACGUCGUCAAGAAACUCGCCGCUGAGCCGCCCGUGGGCACGCCCGCCCGACCCGGGAAAGUCCUCCCGGCGUUUAUCUUCGCGCUUUACAACGAGAAUCAGAAAACGGGUCCGGGCACGGAGAGGCAUUUCGGGCUUCUCCAUCCGAACGGGACUCAGGUUUACGAGAUCGAGUUAUCGGGAAAGACGACGGAGUUCAAGGAGUCGUUGCCGGCGCCGGAGAACAACGAGGUGUACAAGGGGAAGAUUUGGUGCGUGGUGGCUAAAGGAGCGAAUUGGACUCAUCUUGGUGAUGCACUAUCGUACGCUUGCUCACAGGGGAACAAAACCUGCGACCCGAUCCAACCCGGAGGCCCAUGUCACAAACCGGAUUUGACCGUUUUGCACGCCAGCUACGCCUUUAGCUCUUAUUGGGCCAGCUUCCGUAAGACCGGUGGGACUUGUUCCUUCAAUGGCCUCGCCACCCAAACCAUCAAAGACCCAAGCUAUGGACGCUGCGAGUUUCCGAGCGUGACACUGUGA